Molecule: messenger RNA, 4635 nt
Organism: Exaiptasia diaphana
Lineage: Eukaryota; Metazoa; Cnidaria; Anthozoa; Actiniaria; Aiptasiidae
Product: importin-4-like
Exons: 33
Biological process (GO): protein import into nucleus
Cellular component (GO): nucleus; cytoplasm
Molecular function (GO): nuclear import signal receptor activity; small GTPase binding
Source: RefSeq, a predicted model, not a curated record
AUGGCGGAGCUUGAGCAAGUGUUGCUGAAACUUCUCGUCCCUGAUAACGCCGUUAUCAAACAGGCGACUGCAGAGCUUCGGGAGGCCUUCAAAAACCCAGCUGUUGUACAAUCGCUUAUYACAGUCUUGAGUUCCUCKGACAAUCAGCAGGUUCGUCAGUAUGCAGCUGUCCUACUUAGAMGACGAGUUGUCAAACAAUGGACAAAGCUCACCCCUGAAAUGCAUGCAAUGCUCAAGCAAUCAUUGCUUCAARUAUUAAUUCAAGAACCCAUUCAACUUGUACGACAUGCUGCUGGACAGGUUGUGAGUGUUAUUGCCAAGUUUGAGGUCCCUGUUGGRCAGUGGCCUGAGCUCUUGCAGUUUUUACAGGAAUACAUCAARAGUAAACAACCAGAACAAAGAGAAAUGGGGAUGUUUGUCUUGAGCUCAGUAACAGAUUCAGUAGGAGAACAGCUUAAACCUCAAUAUCCUGCCUUGCUUGCACUAUUCAGCUCAACACUAGAAGACCAAGAAAGUAGAAUGGUUCCAUUUUACACCAUUAGAGCUUUGAUGCCGAUGGUUGAAUACAUAGGCACAGAUGAAGUGGCUGCAAUGAGACCUCUUAUACCAAAAAUAAUGAAUGUUGUUGAAGCUUUUCUUGUUAUUGAUGAGGACAAAGCAUGUGAAGCUAUGGAGAUCUUUGAUGAGCUAGUGGAGUCUGAAGUCAGUAUUGUYACACCUCACCUUGUUCCUCUCAUGGAGUUUUGCUUAAAGUUAGCAAUGAAUGCCAAUUAUAGCCACAGCUCAMGAACCAAGGCAUUGUACUUUAUCAGCUGGUUAGCUCGUAUUAAGCCCAAGGCUUUGAUCAAGAACAAGCUGAUUGCUCCAACCUUGGCAGUCAUUUUCCCAAUCAUGGCUUCUCCUCCAAACGAGGARGAAAUCGAAGACUUGGAGGAUGAUGACCUUGAAGAUGGCAUUGAAGCAAGUCGACCAUGUGCUGUAGCUUCACAGGUUCUUGACAACCUUGCCUUACACCUUCCUCCAGAAGCACUUAUUCCUCCUCUGAUGCAAUUCAUAGAUCCAGCMCUAGGAAGUGCUAAUCCAUAUGAAAGAAAAGCAGCUCUGAUAGCAUUGGCAGUUCUUGCUGAAGGUUGUGCAGAUUAUAUUAGAAACAGAUAUUUAGAAGCAGCUCUGCAAACAGUCUGUCAAGGUCUCCAAGAUGGCCACCAUGUUGUUCAAAAUGCAUCKCUCUUUGCUCUUGGACAGUUUUCAGAACAUUURCAGGUACUAGAUAUUAACUAUAAUUGUCAUAAUUUUUGUAAAGGGUUGUAUAUGACAGACAUCCUUAGUACUUGAUGUUUAACAAGAGAUUUAUUUCUUUUUCAGCCUGAUAUCAGUUCGUACAGUGAUAAAAUCCUCCCUCUUCUGUUGGAACACCUUGGACACAGUACUGUCASUAAUAAGGACCAGAGCUCCAGUGCAACACGGACAUACUAUGCUUUAGAAUCGUUCUGUGAAAAUUUAGGUGAAGGCAUUUUGCCAUAUUUACCAACACUUCUAGAGAAAUUAUUACUUGUCCUGUCAACUUCACCGUAUACACAUUUGAAAGAACUUGCGAUGAGUGGUAUUGGAGCUGCAGCAAAUGCAGCCAAAGAAAAYAUUGUCCCAUACUUCACUCAAAUUGUAGAACUUAUUAAGGUACAUUUAACAAAUCCUGGUACAUUAGAAGGAAACAUGCUACAGGUGCAAGCUAUAGAUACGCUGGGUGUAUUAGCAAGAACUGUUGGACCUCAAACCUUUCUUCCUUUAGCUCAGGAAUGUGUAAGACUUGGAUUGGUAUGUGUUAUCUACCAUGCUUUGCAGUUAGUAUAUGAAAAGGCCAAACGUUUUGAUGCUAAUGUUUUGAUAAAGAAACAUAAAACGUUUUUUUCCUCGCUGCAGUCUACGGAGGGGAUAGUGACGCACUAUGCUACUGAUGACGAUCCAUCAUUCUUAUUGGAAGACGAAGAAUUAGAUGAAGAAGUCGAAGGCGAUGAUGAAGACAUUACAGGGUACAGUGUUGAAAAUUCCUACCUUGAAGAGAAAGAGGAYACGUGUAAUGCCAUGGGUGAACUAGCAGAGAAUACUGGAAUCGAGUUUUUGCGGUACCUGGAGGGAGCGUCCAAGGAAGUAUUACGACUUGUUCAGUUUCCUCAUAUUGGAGUACGUAAAGGUGCCGUCACAGCUUUGUCUCAGUUUUGCUGUUCUCUUAACAAGGUGCUCCAGGAUACUAGUCAACAAGACGGAAUUGCGUUACAAGGUCURGUUACAACCACCGUUACUGUAUACAUUACYGUCAUYGCCAAGGAUAAGGACAGGACGGUCGUCAUGGCGACGCUACAAGCUCUAAACGAAAUGUUGAAAAAUCUGAAAAUGGCAGCGGUUUGCGGUGAGGGUCACGUGGAUGGCAUUGUUAGUGCUGUUCGGGCUAUUUUUCUUCAACAGACUGGCUGCCAGGAAAAUGAAGAAGAAGCGUUCGAUGUAGAUGAUGACCAACAAGCUGAGUUUGACGCCAUGUUGGUCGAGUACGCAGGUGAUUGUCUUCCAUCCUUAGCGUCCGCCAUUGGAGGACAGUCGUUUGCUCCAUUCUUUGCUGGUUUAAUGCCUCUGCUGCUUAAGAAAGCGCGCAAGUCUUCGCCGACGUCCGACAAAUCGUUUGCGAUUGGUACGAUAUCAGAGAUAAUUYUMGCCAUCGGRCARGCKACKGUCCCCUUUGUUCAACACUUGUAUCCAGUCCUGUUUGGAGCUCUCAAAGACUCGGACGAGGAAGUCCGAAGUAAUGCUACCUAUGGACUGGGUCUACUUGCCAUGAAUGGUGGUGAUGUGAUGGUGCCUAAUUACCCAGCAGUCUUAGAGGCCUURUUUUCCAUGCUGUCRGYACAGCCACCAGGCCGCACGGUCGAUAACAUCUGUGGUGCUGUGWGCCGCAUGAUAAUGACCAACCGGUCAGCAGUGCCUCUAGAAGAGGUAUUUCCAAUCUUAGUACAAUGCCUCCCACUUAAGGAGGACUUUGAAGAAAACCCACCGGUCUAUUCGUGCAUCAUAGAAUUGUUCAGCGACCAGCAUCCUCAGGUUAUGCAAAAUCUUGGUAAUAUCCUUGGUGCUUUUGCCAAGGUUCUUCCAUCGACAGAUUUGCAAGAAGAAGUCCGCGUUGGACUGGUGAAUAUGGUGAAGAGUGUUCGUCAGCAGUAUCCCCAAGACUUUCAAACUUUAUUACAAUCACUGCCUCAAGAGCAUGCGCAAAUUUUGUUAACCGCUACCCAGGCACCCAGCUAACGACACGAGUAUAAUCUAAAAUUGAAGAUACGCCACGUCGAACAAAAUAAGGCCUUCCGUGAAGUAACAAAAUGAGAAACCCUCACCCCUAACUAAAAUAUUCCUAAUAGGGGUACAGUGAUGACAAAAUAUAAAUAUUUGUCGAAGCUUCCCUGGUUUUGUUGUCUAACAAGUUUCAGCUUUAUACAAAAUACAAAAGACACUCGAGUAUUUGCUUGUCAAAUUCUAGGAGAACAGCGUGCAUAUUUUACUGACUGCAUAGCCUAACCACCUUACCGCACAUUAAAUAGUCACAGUCCUUAUAUGGUCAAUGAAACAGCCAAUCAUAGAUAGAUAUUUUUACUGAAUCAGGAUUUAGUCUGUUUCAAGAACGAUAUAAUAAAAUACGUGAAAAUAAACUUUUUUUCGUUUGUUUGUUUUCCCGGAAACGGAAAAUUUGCUUUUUGAGCAAAACUUGGCUCGUUUUUCUUCGUUUAGGAAAAAAGCCGAAGUGAUAGACUAACGAGGUCAACAGGCGGUGUGCCUACUGAAAAAUCCGCUGAAACUACUGCUUUUUUAAGUAAUUUUAUGCGAGAAGUGGCGCAUUUUCGGUGCAAUUCUUUCCCUUCCAGUUUUUGUUUGUGAAUUAUUCAUUCAUUCAUAGCUUUAUUUAAAGAAUGGUUACAGCACAUGCAGUUGCCGUACGAAUGGCGACGGUGAUCAAAAGGAAAUAUUUGAAUAGAUAUAAAAUUGAUAAUACAGAAAUGGGGCUGUGGAAAAUGGAGUUUCAUUCACGAUGUUGCUGCUUUAGUUGUUUUUCAGAGUAAUUCCCAUUCAGAUUUGAGUUAAUUAUAUUAAUAUGAAUAGAGCAUAUUUCCAUCAUUAUAUUUUGGGCUCUACACCAAAUCCACCUAAUCCCCUUCCCCGCUUUUCUUCCCGGGAACACCCUUGUAUUGUUCGAUAUACUAGUAAGUGUACCUUGACCAUGUAAGAAAACCACUCUGUAGCUGUCCGACCAGAUAGUCCACUAUCGAUAUUCUGGAUAAUUCUUUUGUUUCCUCUGAGCCUCGUCUUCAAUUCUUUUGUACAUGACCAUUCAACCAGAAUAUUGAAAGUUGGGUAUUCAGAUUGUCUUCCUUAAAGAGACACUACAUCGUUCUCUGAUUGAAGGGUCGCAUGUAUGGAUCCCAGGACGUUUUGGCUCUAUUCCCAAUGAACGUAAAAUUGAAGAGCUAAUGGACGAUCUAGUAUAAUCAAUUUCAAUGUUGUGCUGUUUUAAUUUUUGUUUCUUUUUUCCUAAGUUGUUGUUUUUUCUUGGCAAAGGAUCAUCAUCACGCGUGCUUGCAGGGUAGUUUUUGAGCA